AGGCUGCGGCGGGAGCGGCGCCCGGGUCCGGCGCUGCCUCCACGGCCGCCGACAGCGCCGCUCUCCUUCCCGGCGAGGCUCGGGCGGCGCCCGCGUGGAUGGGAUGGAAGCGGGACCCUCGGGAGCAGCAGCCGCUGCCGGUGCUUACCUGCCUCCCCUGCAGCAGGUGUUUCAAGCUCCCCGCCGGCCCGGGAUAGGAACCGUUGGGAAGCCCAUCAAACUCUUAGCCAAUUACUUUGAGGUGGACAUCCCCAAGAUCGAUGUCUACCACUAUGAAGUUGAUAUCAAGCCCGACAAGUGCCCGCGCAGAGUCAACAGGGAGGUUGUGGAAUACAUGGUCCAACACUUCAAACCUCAGAUCUUUGGAGACCGGAAGCCAGUAUAUGAUGGCAAGAAGAACAUCUACACCGUCACUGCCCUGCCGAUUGGGAAUGAGAGGGUUGACUUUGAGGUGACAAUUCCAGGUGAAGGCAAAGACAGGAUAUUCAAGGUUUCUAUCAAGUGGAUGGCCAUCGUGAGUUGGAGAAUGCUUCAUGAGGCCUUGGUGAGUGGACAGAUCCCCGUUCCUCUGGAAUCUGUCCAGGCCCUUGAUGUUGCCAUGAGGCACUUAGCAUCCAUGAGGUACACCCCAGUGGGCCGUUCUUUCUUCUCACCCCCAGAAGGAUACUAUCAUCCGCUGGGAGGAGGUCGGGAGGUCUGGUUUGGCUUCCACCAGUCUGUCAGGCCUGCUAUGUGGAAGAUGAUGCUCAACAUUGACGUGUCAGCAACUGCCUUUUAUAAGGCCCAGCCUGUCAUAGAGUUCAUGUGUGAAGUCCUCGAUAUCCGGAACAUUGAUGAACAGCCAAAGCCCCUGACUGACUCUCAGAGAGUUCGCUUCACCAAGGAGAUCAAAGGUUUGAAAGUGGAAGUGACACACUGUGGGCAGAUGAAGAGGAAAUACCGUGUGUGUAACGUUACCCGGCGGCCAGCUAGCCACCAAACAUUCCCCCUGCAGUUGGAGAGCGGUCAGACGGUGGAAUGCACAGUUGCACAAUACUUCAAGCAGAAAUACAACCUCCAGCUGAAGUACCCCCAUUUGCCGUGUCUGCAAGUUGGUCAAGAACAGAAACACACAUAUCUGCCUCUGGAGGUAUGUAACAUUGUGGCCGGCCAGCGGUGCAUCAAAAAGUUGACGGACAAUCAGACUUCCACCAUGAUCAAAGCAACAGCAAGGUCCGCUCCAGACAGACAGGAGGAAAUCAGCCGGCUGAUGAAGAAUGCCAGUUAUAACCUGGACCCUUACAUACAGGAGUUUGGCAUUAAAGUGAAGGACGAUAUGACAGAGGUGACGGGACGUGUCUUGCCAGCUCCAAUCUUACAAUAUGGAGGCCGGAACCGUGCCAUCGCCACACCAAACCAAGGGGUCUGGGACAUGAGAGGAAAGCAGUUUUACAAUGGCAUUGAGAUCAAAGUCUGGGCCAUCGCCUGCUUCGCCCCUCAGAAGCAGUGCAGGGAAGAAGUCCUGAAAAACUUCACAGACCAAUUGCGCAAGAUAUCCAAGGAUGCGGGGAUGCCAAUCCAGGGUCAGCCCUGUUUCUGCAAAUAUGCACAAGGCGCAGAUAGUGUGGAGCCCAUGUUCCGGCACCUUAAGAACACCUACUCAGGACUCCAGCUCAUCAUCGUCAUCCUGCCGGGGAAAACACCAGUGUAUGCGGAGGUGAAGCGCGUAGGAGACACGCUCCUUGGUAUGGCCACUCAGUGCGUGCAGGUGAAGAAUGUCGUGAAGACGUCUCCGCAGACCCUGUCCAACCUCUGCCUCAAGAUCAACGUCAAGCUGGGAGGGAUCAACAACAUCUUGGUGCCCCACCAACGCUCUGCUGUCUUUCAACAGCCAGUUAUAUUUCUGGGAGCUGAUGUGACUCAUCCGCCGGCAGGAGAUGGAAAGAAGCCCUCUAUAACAGCCGUGGUGGGAAGCAUGGAUGCCCACCCGAGUCGUUACUGUGCGACGGUGCGGGUCCAGCGCCCCCGGCAAGAAAUCAUCGAGGACCUUUCGUACAUGGUCAGGGAACUCCUCAUCCAGUUCUACAAGUCCACCCGCUUCAAGCCCACCCGCAUCAUAUUCUACCGCGACGGAGUUCCAGAAGGACAGCUCCCUCAGAUCCUUCACUAUGAGCUUUUGGCCAUCCGCGAUGCCUGCAUCAAACUGGAGAAGGACUACCAGCCAGGCAUCACCUACAUUGUUGUACAGAAGCGUCAUCACACCCGCCUUUUCUGUGCUGACAAGAAUGAAAGGAUUGGCAAAAGUGGGAACAUCCCUGCGGGAACAACUGUGGACACAAACAUCACUCAUCCCUUUGAGUUUGAUUUCUACCUGUGCAGUCACGCUGGCAUUCAGGGUACGAGCAGACCGUCUCAUUACUACGUUCUGUGGGACGACAACCGGUUUACAGCAGACGAGCUCCAAAUCCUCACCUACCAGCUUUGCCACACGUACGUCCGCUGCACCCGCUCUGUCUCUAUCCCAGCACCAGCAUAUUAUGCCCGCUUGGUGGCCUUUCGGGCACGAUAUCACCUUGUAGACAAAGAGCAUGACAGCGGAGAAGGCAGUCACAUAUCUGGCCAAAGCAACGGCCGAGACCCUCAGGCCCUUGCCAAGGCCGUGCAGGUUCAUCAGGACACUUUACGUACCAUGUACUUUGCUUGAAAGCCGAAAUUUUUUACCUCACUCCAGAAAGCUUUCAGAUUUGUAGGAGCCAUACAGAA
Messenger RNA from Anolis sagrei ordinatus, 2742 nucleotides. Its product is annotated as protein argonaute-1. Gene Ontology annotation, biological process: regulatory ncRNA-mediated post-transcriptional gene silencing. Gene Ontology annotation, molecular function: single-stranded RNA binding; protein binding; miRNA binding. The record is from RefSeq and is a predicted model, not a curated record. NCBI's taxonomy places the organism in Eukaryota, Metazoa, Chordata, Lepidosauria, Squamata, Anolidae.